Solanum stenotomum is the source of this 1260-nucleotide messenger RNA. Its product is annotated as acyltransferase Pun1-like. The record is from RefSeq and is a predicted model, not a curated record. Lineage: Eukaryota; Viridiplantae; Streptophyta; Magnoliopsida; Solanales; Solanaceae. The transcript has 3 exons. Bases 1 to 1260 code for a protein of 419 amino acids.
AUGUAUGCUAUUGAUAGUUAUAGAAAAUAUCGAAAGGAGCAGAAUGUCAAGAAGGAGGAGCAGAAUGUCAAGUUGAAAGUAUUAAGAGAGGUAAAUCAACAACGUGAAGAUCGCAUUUUGACAGAAAGGGAAAGUUGUUUCCCCCUCCAUCCAUACAUGUAUUCCACUCCGCUUCGCGGGACACUUUUGGAAGAGGAAGAGAAAGGAACUCUAAAAGACAAUGUCACUAUUGAAUGUGAUGAUCAUGGUGCUGAGUUCUUCAAAGUUGAAAUCAACUCAUCCAUGAACGAAGUUAUUCAUAACCCGGAUUUGACAUUCCCUCAUGGUUUAUCUUGGUGGCAUUCGUCGUUAACUACAUCUGGUGCCUUAAUUGUUGCACAAUUAAGUCAUUUCGAGUGUGGAGGAAUCGCGCUUAGGCUUUGCAUGUCUCACAAGGUGGGAGAUGCAUGUAGCGCUUACUACUUCUUGAGGGAUUGGGCUGAGUUAACUCGAGAUCCAAAAUUAACAUUAUCUCCUCCAUACUUUGCUAAGGAUUCACUAAUGCCAUCACCAUUUGAUGGUCCUCUGCUUUCCCAUGUUAUUGAGCCAAAAAAGAAAAGAUGUAUUCAAAAGAUGUUUGUUUUCUCUGAAUCCAAGAUAAACGCGCUUAAAGCCUUGGUUGUUGCAGAAUCCUACGUGCAAAACCCAACGAGGAACGAGGUCGUGAGUGCCCUCCUCUACAAAUGUGCCGCUUCUUCUUCUACAACCAAUUUAGGGCGAUCUCAGUUAGUCCUACCCUUAAACUUGCGAAGUCAGGCAAGUUUACAACCACCACUACCACCAACCACCAUAGGAAAUAUUCUCACUAUCUUUUCCACACCAAUAUAUGAAAACUACGAACGAGACCUCAGAUUGUCAAAAUUAGUAACCAAUAUAAGAAAGUCCAAACACGACCUCUCCACCAAAAACAAUAUACAAGAAAAUAUGUUUGUUAAAGAGAUGUUGGAUGCAUAUAGAACAGGUAAAUUGCCAUUCCAACAAAGGGAUUGUGAUGUUUAUAUGAUUACUAGUAUAUUAGCAUUCGAAUUCGAAAAAUUAGAUUUUGGACUUGGGAAGCCUGCUAGAGCAAGCAAAGGAAGUAGUCCAUCUAGCAAUACUUUUAUCUUAAUGAAUACACCAGAUGAUCAUGACAGAGGAGUUGAAGCCUUUGUAAAUUUGAAUGAAGAAGAUAUGUUUGUUUUCAUCAAUGACAAAGACCUCCAAUUUGCUACUCCAUUUUAG